UCAACGAUAGCCAAAUUGUUUGACCCAUGUGGAUGGCUGGCACCGGUGGUUGUUGUAGCCAAGCUAAUAAUGCAACAAAUCUGGCUAGACAAAAUUGACUGGGAUGAUCAAUUGAAGCCAAUAACUCAGAUGAACUGGAACAAUUUCGUCCAAAAUAGCAAAGAUAUUGAAUAUCUGAGAGUUCCUCGAUGGAUUCAAUACACGCUAGAUGGUUCUGUAGAGAUUCAUGGAUUUUGUGACGCGUCAGAAAGCGCAUAUGGAGCCACUCUUUAUAUUCGGGUGGAAAAUACUGACCAUAAGGCGCAUACAUUCUUAUUAGCAGCAAAAACUCGUGUCGCUCCUAUUAAAAAAUUAUCAAUACCCAGACUCGAGUUAUGCGGGGCAGUAUUACUAUCAAAAUUAGCUAAAUCCAUUGUAAAUAGCCUACAGAUAUCAAAAUAUUCGACACAAUUUUGGACCGACUCUACCAUCGUAUUAGCAUGGUUAAAAAAGCCUCCUUGUCAUUGGAGCACAUUUGUUGGAAAUAGAGUCUCGGAAAUUGCUGAUAAUGUUGGACAAGAAAAUUGGAGACAUGUUGAUUCGGAAAAGAAUCCAGCUGAUAUUGCGAGCCGUGGAUGUUCACCCGCAGAGCUAAAGACUAGUGAUCUCUGGUGGCAGGGACCUCAAUGGCUCAGAAUGCCAAAAGACCGUUGGCCAUCGUAUGAAAUCCCAAAUGACACAAAUUUGGAAGCCAAAACGGCAAAAGUCAUGACCCUUUUCGCAGAAAAGGAAGACCCUUUAAAACAUUUCUCCUCUUUAUCUAAGGUUUAUCGAUCAUACGCAUAUGCUCUAAGACUCUGGAAAAAUUCUGGGGUAAAUAGACAACACCUUCGCACUUCAGCAAACGACCUUACAUCAGAUGAAAUCCAAGAUGGAAAACGAUCUUGUAUAAUUCGUACCCAAAAAUUCGUAUAUGCAGACGAAUACAACGCACUUAUGAAAAAGACUCAAAUUUCUCCUUCAAGUCCUCUGUUGACCCUCAACCCAUUUCUAGACUCAAAGGGUAUUAUUAGAGCAAAUGGCCGAUUGGUACAAUCGCCAGCCCUUACAUAUAGCGAACGUCACCCAAUAAUAUUACCACAUGGCGCAAAACUUAGCAAAUUGUUAGUCGAAUUCACUCAUAAGGUUACCUUACACGGGGGUAAUCAAUUAAUGACCCGAGUAUUAAGGUCCGAAUUCUGGAUAUUCGGACUCAAGUCGCUAAUCAAACAAACCAUACGAAAUUGUCGAAUUUGCUUAAUUCACAAAAAACAAACCCAAACUCAAAUCAUGGCGUCGCUACCACCCGAACGAACUUUUCUUUCUCGACCCUUUACAAACACAGGGGUAGAUUUUGCAGGACCCUUUAACAUUAAAAGUUACUCAGGAAGAGCCUGCUUUAUUACAAAAGGCUACGUUUGCAUUUUUGUCUGUUUCGCCACUAAGGCUAUACAUUUAGAACCAACAAGCGAUUUGUCGACAUAUGCCUUUCUUGCCGCUUUUUCUAGGUUUAUUAGCCGGCGAGGUUGUCCGUCUUGUAUAUUUUCGGACAACGGAACAAACUUUGUGGGAGCGGUUGAUCUAUUAAAGCGAGAUAGACUAGCUUUCAUGAAGAAUAUUCAAAAUAGCACAAUUCAAAAUAAUUUCACUCAAAAUCUUACUUGGAAAUUUAUUCCUCCUGGUGCUCCGCACAUGGGCGGCUUGUGGGAAGCUGGCGUCAAAUCAUUUAAAACUCAUUUACGAAAAAGUAUCCCAAAAAUGAAUUUCACUUUUGAAGAAUUUACAACUAUUUUAUCAAGAAUUGAAGGCUGCCUUAACUCACGACCCUUAAGUCCUGCUAGCGACGACCCAAACGACCUUUCCCCUUUGACACCUGGUCAUUUCUUAAUAGGAACACCUAUUCUUACCCCAGCUGAACCAGACAUUUCAGAUACAGAUUUAAGCUUAGUCAAUCGUUGGAAAAGACUCAAAGUUAUUUCACAAUACUUUUGCAACAGAUGGAAAUUAGAAUAUCUUCACGAACUUCACAGAAGAACUAAGUGGAAAUAUGAAAAGGAGAACAUCAAAGAAGGAGAUUUAGUUGUCGUAAAAGAUGAUAGAUUGGCUCCGCAUGAAUGGAAGUUAGGUCGUAUCGAAAAAACGUAUCCAGGUAGUGACCAAAAUACCAGGGUUGUAGACAUACGGACGGCAAGUGGCAACAUUAGCAGACCCAUUACAAAAAUUGUCAAAUUGUUUUCCGACUGACUAGUCGGAUUCCCACUCAAAAAAGAAUUUAGUACUCGCCUCAAUUUCUUUUCAGAUAUGGCCGCUUACUUGCCCAACCAGGACUGCCGUCUAGACGAUAGCAGCCGUAGCCCGAACUCAAAUGCCCGACCAACAGCAAGAAGCGCCAAUAGACCCAUACGUCCCAGUUCCACAUCCCCUGAAAGACGUCAACGAAGCCGAUCCGACGCAAGACCCCGCCAACGCCAAGAAAGACCAAGCUACUGGCAAUAUUCAUGUGGGCUCUGCCAAGAUGACCAUGCCCUCAGUGCCUGUGAGAGAUUCCGCAGACAGACGCCCUUCCAGCGGUAUGAGACCGUGGAGCGUCGGGGGUAUUGCCGAAAUUGCCUGGCGAGAAGUCAUUUGGCCCCCGACUGCCCGUCUCUAACUGGUUGCCGGAGAUGCAACGACCGGCACCAUACCCUUUUGCACGGGGCGUCUCAAUUGGAUGAGGUAUCCCUGAAUAUAGAAGCCGUCACCACCCCAGCCUUCGCAUGGGAUUUGGUUUUUGUACCAACAGCGAUGGUACGCAUAACGGCCGAGGGCAUGGAGGGGUUUAGUAUGCUGCGAGCUAUUAUUAGCCAAUCUGCGACGAUGUCAAAGAUUUCCUAUGCAGCUUUCCGUCGCUUGGGUCUUCAGUCGCGGAACUACAAAGGGGAGCGAUUCACCACUUUCACCGUUUCGCCCCGCCGCACAAACUCUACAUGGCGUCUGAAGGUAAAUGCGCUAAUAAUCGAAGACCUGCCCAGACGCAUUUACUCAGACCCAAUACUAGAAGACCCCACUAGAUGCUUCACGAGCUACGCUUUAGCUGACCCUGAUCCCAGAGGAAAUAGUCCGAUCGAUGUGGAACUGGGAGCGGAUACGUACUCAGCCAUAAGGAAAGAUGGGUGUACAGCAGCUGGAAUUCUCAACUGGGCUACGUGUUUGCUGGGCCAAUCAAGAACAUGCCGAGGAACUAAAGACCGAGGAUCCUUAUGAGACAUAAAACAGUGAAGUUACAACAUAAAGAGCCAAACAACGUACAACAAGAAGGUGAAAUUAUGCAACGAAAGUUUUGAAUUCUAAAACCUACAAACUAAUUAAUUUAAGAAUAUAUUAACUUAAAACUAGUGAAUUGAAACUUAGAAACUAGUGAGUUAAAAUGUACAAAAAUAAAUAAACUAAAUAAAACUUAUGAACUAUUGAAAACAUAAAAUAAAUUGCA
Molecule: messenger RNA, 3487 nt
Organism: Musca domestica (house fly)
Lineage: Eukaryota; Metazoa; Arthropoda; Insecta; Diptera; Muscidae
Exons: 2
Coding region: 2320-3261 (313 amino acids)
Source: RefSeq, a predicted model, not a curated record